AUGUUUGGAGAAUUCAAGUUAUCAAGAGAUCAAAAUAUUUAUUAUAUUGAAUUAUCUAUAUAUCUAGGCUCCAUAAAAGUUACGAUUAGUGAUGAUAAUCGCAUCGAUUGCAGAUUUUUUUCACUUGCUUUUGAUAUUGAGCCAUCGUUUACUUUAGAAAACAGUUUGCAGGAAUUCAGUAAGCAAACGCAGCAUAUUUUCGAUGAUAAUGAUUCAGACACAGACGAAUUUGAGAAAACUCAAUUUCUUACUAACUGGUACACAAUCACAGAUACUCCAAUACAAACGACUUAUGAUAUCUUUUCCACUGAAAUAAAUGGUAUUAUUAAAGAAUGUGCUAUAAACCAAGAUAUAUGUUUCAAUCUGAAGCUACCUGUAUGGGUUUCAAAUAUGGCCAAGCAGUUUUAUAACUUAUAUAAUAAAAUUGGUUUCGAAAAUUUUUUAUUAACAGUUCUUCAAUUAAGAAUCACAAUUUGGGCCACGAACAAUACAGCGAUUGAAUCAACAGAGAUGUUUGAAGUAGGCGAGGUAGUUAUUAAAGUUUCCGAAAAUCACCUCUUAUCAAAAAACUCAUUUUAUUUUAUACAUAGAAUUCCCGACCAUGAUGUUUUUGCUAUUAAAGAAUAUAGGAAGAAAGGCGAAGAAUGCACAAUUGGCAUUCUAAGAAUUUUUUUUAAUUCCAAACCUCUAAUUAUGAAAAAUAUUAAUCAGAACAUAAAAGUUAAAGAUGUUUAUAAAAAAGGUAUUUUGUCUUACGAUGCCUCAAAAAAAAGUACUGUUCAGAAAUUGGAAAUUAAUCAAAAAAAUAUUCAAGAACAGCUUCAUGAUUUUGUUCCUCUACAAUGGGAAUAUUUAGAUGAUAAUAAUGUGAUUAGAGGCCCAUAUAAUAGUAUUGUUAUGAUGAGCUGGAUAAUAAAGGGAUACUUUGCGGAAAAUAACCUAUUACGGUUAUUUGAAAUUGAUCAAGAAUGUGCAAAUAAAAGUGUCAUUACAAGAAAAUUUGAGAAGUUUAAAUCUCUGAAACAUUACUUUUCUCUGAUCAAAUCAGAUGUAUCUAGAAUAUUUAGAUACUCACCCGACAAUGAAUUAAACAAAGAGUUAAUAGUUAGAAAGUCCAUCAAUGAAAAUAUUAGCCUACAUAAUACAGAAACGAUUAACAAACCAAUUUUACAAAAACUAAAUACAAAUUUUACUUCAAUAUCUUACGAAAAGAAAAGAAUUGAAAUAGAAAACGCAGUAAAUAUGUUGAAAACCCAAUUCUCAAAUAUUGAUAAAGAAUUUCAAAAUAAAAGAAAAGUUAAAGAUAAAAAAAAAGAUAAUGAUUCUUCAAAAAUUGUAAAUAAAAGCAGUGAUGAAUUUAUUGAAUUUGCAACAAAAAAUGUAUUUAGGCAGAAGAACAAUAUUUUAUUCAAAAGAUGGUCUGUGGAAUAUGGACCUGAAUUAGUGUUAGAAGCAUGCGCAAUUAGGAUUCAAACCGCAUAUCGUAAAUAUAUUAGAAAAAAACAUGAGCAAACAAAUAAGAAUUCCGUGAUGUACUUUAAAAAUUGGAAGAAGGAAUGA
This is a messenger RNA of Cryptosporidium ubiquitum, 1560 nucleotides long. RefSeq lists its product as uncharacterized. Gene Ontology annotation, molecular function: protein binding. The record is from RefSeq and is a predicted model, not a curated record. The coding region runs from base 1 to 1560 and encodes 519 amino acids. The transcript has a single exon. Lineage: Eukaryota; Apicomplexa; Conoidasida; Eucoccidiorida; Cryptosporidiidae.